AUGCUGACUCACACUGGGUGCCCCGAGCGGGGGCCGGGCCCCGGGGGCUCUGGCAGGCGGAGCCCUGACUGUCCUGCUCCGUCCCAGGUGGAGAACUCGGCCCUGGCCCAGGCCAAUGAGAACCAGCGGGAGACCUACGAGCGCUGCCUGGACGAGGUCGCCAACCACGUGGUGCAGGCCCUGCUCAACCAGAAGGACCUGCGCGAGGAAUGCAUCAAGCUGAAAAGGAGGGUCUUUGACCUGGAGCGGCAGAACCAGACACUGAGUGACCUCUUCCAGCAGAAGCUGCAGCUGGCAGGUGGCGCUCUGCCCCCGCUGGCCUUGCAGCCGGUGCCAGCACCAGCCAACCCCCCUGCUAGCCCCCUGCGCUGCUCAGCGGAGAAUCCCGCAGCCUCACCGCCCCCCGGCCGCUGUGUCCUGCACAGGGAGGUAUGUGGCCCUGCACCGCCCCGGGUCCCGCUCCUGGCUCGGGCAUCUCACGGCUCCUCUCCUGCUCCCCAGGUGGGCAGUGAGGGGCCCUGGGGAGGCGGUUCUGGCCCUGGCCCCCCGGCCCUGGAGGCGCUAUCUCCGUUCUUCAAGAAGAAGGCCCAGAUUCUGGAGGUGCUGCGCAAGCUGGAGGAGACGGAUCCGCUGCUGCCAGCCUGCUGCGGCCGUCCCACCCAGCCCAGCUCCGGUUCCUGCUCCACCCCCCUGGCUGGGCACCAGAGCCGGCCCGAGUCCCCUGGAUCGCCGGAGGGCGUGAACAGGGCCCCCACGCUGGAGCCAUGGCCGGGCUGCUUGCAGCUGGGGAGUAAGUGGCGGGGGCCGGAGGCCGAGGGUGGCUGCGCAUCGCCAUCUCCCGAGGAGCCGGUGCUGAGUGCGCUGGCGGAGCAGCGCCUGGGCCUGGGGCUGCUGCUGGAGGACGCCGAGUGCUACCUCCACGAGGACGCAGCUGAGCCCCGGGUGUCAGCACGGGUGGGCGGCAGCCUCAAGCACCAGGAGCACGGCCCCAGCGCAGAGCUCCCAGCGCGCUGCUACCUCUCCGGCUCCGUGGGCUCACGGCUGGAGGCUGAGGCCUGCUCUGGCAAGCACCACAUCACCAAGACACGCCCGCUGGCUACGGGGUGUCCGGCAGGGCCCCCGCCUGGUGCCAGGAACCCACCCCGGGCACCCCCGGCACCCCCAGGAAAGAGCACCAAGAGCCCCCAUGGGAAGCCCACCAAGCUGCCAUCAAAGUCGCCCACCAAAGCCGGGGCAGGCAAGACCGCGGUGCCACGCCCACCCACAGAGGAGGUUCCAACGGGCCCCGAGCGCAGAGCCCCUGAGGGUCCUGGUGGGCCGGGGCCACCCUCGGCCAUCGAGGAGAAGGUGAUGAAGGGCAUUGAGGAGAAUGUGCUGCGACUGCAGGGGCAGGAUCGGGGGCCGGUGCCCGAGGUGAAACAGAAGGACUCCCGUGGCCUGGCCAGUUGGUUUGGGCUACGCAAGAGCAAGCUGCCAGCGCUGAGCCGGCGGCCAGAGCCUGGCAAGGCCAAGGAGGAGCGGCGGGAGCGGGGGCCGGGUGCCACACCGCUGCGCCGUGAGGUCCGGCUGGCUGCCCGCAAGCUGGAGGCCGAGAGCCUCAACAUCUCCAAGCUGAUGGAAAAGGCGGAGGACUUGCGCAAGGCACUGGAGCAAGAGAAGGCUUACCUCCAUGGGCUGGCUCGCGACCGCGCGCGGCCCCAUGGGCGCCGCGAGCCCACACCCAGCGAGCUGCAGGCCCUGUACCGCGAGGUCACAGCCCAGGACUUCAUGCAGCAGCUGCUCGACAGGGUGGACGGGAAGGAGACGUCUCUCGACAGCCGGCUAGAGCAGAAGAAUGAGCUGCUGGAGCUGCAGAGGAUCCCACAUGACGCCAAAGACCCCCGUCUCUUCCGGCCCCCCCGCAAUGGCAUCGUCGGCCACCUCCGCAGCUGCGAGGAGCCCCCCGAGAAGGUCCCAGAUUUGAGCCUCAGGGAGGGUCUCCCGCCAGAUGACAGCCUAGCCGAGGCUGUGACCGCCCAGCACUUCCCAGCAUGUGGCUCCCUGACGCGGACACUGGACAGUGGCAUUGGCACCUUCCCCCCACCUGACUACUGCAGCGGGGUGCCCAGCAAACCGCCCCCCAAGCCCAAGUCACGGUCAGACACACCGCCGGGCACGGCCCCGGGGCGGCCCCCGGCCAGCACCAAGGUGCCCCGCAAGGCCCGGACGCUGGAGAGGGAGGUGCCCAGCCUGGAGGACGUGCCGGGGCCCCCCGGGGUCCCCCCCAGCACCGCACCACCUCCCAGCCUGCGCGGCCACCGGGUCUGCCAUGAAGCCACAGAGCCCCACUCUGAACUGGGGAAGCCGCGCCGAGCCCAGCAAGGCAGGAACUGGACCUUCCCCAACAUCCGGGCCAGCGGGGGCCCCGCAGCCGACCCCUUCCUGUGCACCCCCGGGGACCUGGCUGGACUGCGCGGGCCAGCGGGGGGCUCUGCACGCAGCACAACGGCAAGGAAGCGGGCAGCCUCGGAGGGGCCCCCACCCCUACCCCCGCCCUCCCUGGCACUCAGUGCCAGCAGCAGCCGGACGCCCAGUGCCUCGGACGUGGGCGAGGAAGGCAGCACGGAGGCCGGAUCCCGGGACACGGGGCAGGGCCCAGCCGGGCUGGAGAACUCGGAGUCGCUCAGCGACUCGCUCUACGACAGCCUCUCGUCCUGCGGGAGCCAGGGCUAGGUCCAGGGCCGGACUGAGGGCCCCUGGAUGCUGCGCCCCAUGGGACCAGGCAGGAUUGGGGCUCUCUGCUCUGCCCUGCCCCCUUCCAGACCAAAUCCUGCACGGGCCCCAGCGCCUGACACAGGAUGUCUUCCACCCCCACCGCUGCGAAGCCAGGCCGUGCCCACCCCCUCCAGCCAGGGGCAGCCGCAGGGUGGUGAAGCCACGGGCCCAGGGACAGGGCAACAAGCUGGCUUGGCUUCCCCCUUGCUUCCCCGCAGCGGGGGCCGUGCAGGCAGGCUGGGACCACAGCAGUGCUGCCGCGCAGGCCUCUGGAGCUGGGGCGCUCAGCUGUGUGGCAUGAGCCCUGCAUUGCACCCGGCUGAGGGGACUCUGGGCUGCCUCCCAGCUGGAGGCAGGAGCAGAUCGGGGCCCUGGCUCCAGGGUGCUGUCGGCACGGCAGCUCCAAGCUCCUUCCUGCGCGGGUCCCCGGGGGCUCACAAAAGCCCCCUCCCCUGCUGCUGCUGCAGGGCCUGCGCCUGGCUCCGGCUGCAUCCCACGGGCUUGGCGCUCUCUGGUGCUAUCUAAAGUGUACAGACCCCCCCAGUCCCCUCCCCGCUUGGGGCAUCCGAUUCCUCCCGGUUCUGAUUUUAUUUAUAUAAGUUAUUGUGCUCCCGCUCUGUCGCCUGCCCCCCCCCCAAUCAAUAAAAAGUCAAGAGCAGAGAUGCCUCGCCUGGUUGCUAUGC
Alligator sinensis (Chinese alligator) is the source of this 3437-nucleotide messenger RNA. RefSeq names its product NCK associated protein 5 like (gene NCKAP5L). Gene Ontology annotation, cellular component: microtubule plus-end. The record is from RefSeq and is a predicted model, not a curated record. Gene Ontology annotation, biological process: microtubule bundle formation; microtubule depolymerization. NCBI's taxonomy places the organism in Eukaryota, Metazoa, Chordata, Crocodylia, Alligatoridae. The coding region runs from base 1 to 2712 and encodes 903 amino acids. The transcript is spliced from 11 exons.